This is a messenger RNA of Fonsecaea monophora, 1746 nucleotides long. RefSeq lists its product as hypothetical. The transcript has 3 exons. Lineage: Eukaryota; Fungi; Ascomycota; Eurotiomycetes; Chaetothyriales; Herpotrichiellaceae. Gene Ontology annotation, molecular function: transmembrane transporter activity. The record is from RefSeq and is a predicted model, not a curated record. The coding region runs from base 1 to 1746 and encodes 581 amino acids. Gene Ontology annotation, biological process: transmembrane transport.
AUGCCCGAGGUCGCGAUGAUGGACGAAGCAGCACCUUCUGAGAAGCACGACGGCUCCGUGAUGCAGAGUCAGAUCGAGCAGGUCUCGGAAUCUGAACAAAACCUGGCCUACGACUUAGACAAUCUCAAUCCCGAACUUCACUGGCGGACGUGGGUCGCGUUUGGGUCCAUCUGUCUGUUCCAGAUGGUGUCGAUCGUUGCAUUCCAGGGGCCGCCUGCGGUGACUUGGAUCCCCAACUCGCUGUCCUUGGUACAAGCCGUCCUAGGGCCCGUGUUCUCCUCUGCGUCGGAUAUCUUUCAAGCCCGCAAACUCUUGCUGUGCGUCGGAUGUGCUGCUGCGGUGGUGGGCUCUGGAGUCUCGGCCAGAUCCCACAGCAUGGCCAGCCUCAUUGCGGGGCAGACGGUGAUAGGGAUCGGAUUCGCCACGCUCCCACUGGCAUACGUGGUUCCGAGCGAGAUCCUGCCGCGCAAGUGGCGUCCCUUCGCCCAGGGCCUGCUCAACGUGUUCGCAUACUCGGGCGCAGUCCUCGCCCAGUUGACCAUGGGCGCUCUGAUCAAGCGGGACACGUUGAAUGGCUGGCGCAACUAUUUCUGGUUCCAGAUGGCUUUGUGGAUCGCGACACUGUCCGGGUUGAUCGUCGGCUACCGCCCUCCAAAGAGGCACACUGCCGUUGAAAGCCUGCCACUCGCAAGGAAAAUUGCCAGCCUCGACUUGCCUGGGUGUGUUUUGAUAACAACUGGCUUGACUUUGCUGCUCACCGGGUUGUCCCUCGGUGGAGGGCUCUACAGCUGGUCGAAUGUGCGGACGGUGGUGACACUAGUCCUCGGAUGCGUCGGCAUCGUGGCAUUUGGCGUGUACGAGUGGAAAGGCACCACAACGGGGAUUCUGCACCACGACAUGUUUCGCGGUGGGAAAUCAAAAGGACGAACCUUCAUCCUCUGCUGCGCCCUGGUCCUGAUUGAAGGCAUCCUAAUCUUCGCCUACAGCAUCUUCUAUCCUCCUUUGGUGACAUCGCUUUUCGAGACGGAUCCAUUCUUGGCAGUCGCCUACAUCCAGCCAUUCUGGGUGGUGGGUAUCUUCUCAUCUGCCGUUUACGGUUUCGUGAGCACGAGGUUCAAGGACAUCCGACGGCCGAUGUUCGUCGGGUUGACGAUAUAUACCGGCGCCAUGAUUGGUCUGGCCACCAUCCAACCCGGGGAUUCGCUGAAUGCUCUGAUGUUCGCAGGCAUGGCUGGUCUAGGCUUUGGCGCUCCGUUGAUCCUGAUUGUUGCUGGUGUCCAACUUGCCGUUCCUCAUCGCCUCAUCGCAAGCGCCUCGGCUGUGAUUGUGUCCGCCCGCGCCCUUUCUGGCACUGCAUUCACGGCAAUCUUCUCGGCCGCCUUCAACGAUAAACUGACGACGAAUCUGCCUCGCGAUGUAGGCAGAGCGGCGGUUGCGGGUGGUCUCCCUUCCACAUCGAUCCCUCUCUUCGUGGAAGCCCUUGCUACAAAUAACCAGACCGCCCUAUUACAAGUCCCUGGGGUGACCCCCGGGAUCGUCAGUUUAGGUGUCGCUGCCGUCAAGCAGGCCUUUGCGGAUUCAUUGAGGGUGGUUUUCAUUAUCGCUGCACCGUUUGGUAUCUUGGGCUUGGUUUGCACCCUGUUCCUCGGCGACUUGAGAGAGACAAUGAACUAUCAUGUCGAUGCGCCGGUGGAGAUCCUGCAUGCGAAGCACCCCGAUCAGCAGGAAAUCCCUCGUGCGGCGUAG